Rasamsonia emersonii CBS 393.64 is the source of this 1503-nucleotide messenger RNA. RefSeq lists its product as uncharacterized. Bases 1 to 1503 code for a protein of 500 amino acids. NCBI's taxonomy places the organism in Eukaryota, Fungi, Ascomycota, Eurotiomycetes, Eurotiales, Trichocomaceae. The transcript has 4 exons. The record is from RefSeq and is a predicted model, not a curated record.
AUGGGUCUUUUCAAGCGGAAAGAUUCAAAACAUUCCAUCCAGAGCGACAAGGACGAUCCGGAUUCCUAUUCUAACCACAGCCGGACUUCCACUGCGUCGCUCAAGUCUCCAAAGAUCAUGUCCAGCAGUACGCUUCCCGCGCCCAUUCCUGAAGUUCCCAUUUCAAAGCCUCCGGAUCCCAGUCUUGAUCCGGCGGCGUAUCUUCGAAGUAUCCAUGCGGUUCGGGAGCGGUCGAGAAUCGUCUUAGAGAAGGCGAGGCGGAACCAGUUGAACCAUUUCGACGUGGACAUGAGCAAGUUUGAAGCCACCGCCUCCUAUGUUGUCUCUAUCAUAAAGAGAGACUACGCCCCUGACUACAAAUCAAUUCCUCCUCACGGCCGUUGGCAACAUUUUGAUGUAGGCGGAAGACCUCGUAUCAAUCAGCUUCUGCAAUCUUGGCCCAGCACUAUCGAUGCGCAAGAACGGACUAGGAGGCUGAUUGACUUGUUCGUUGUCUCCGUCCUGUUGGAUGCAGGCGCAGGCACCAAAUGGUCAUACAAGUCCAAAGAGUCUGGCAAGAUAUAUUCCCGCAGUGAGGGCCUGGCGGUGGCGAGCCUGGAGAUGUUCAAAAGCGGGAUGUUCAGCAGUGAUCCCACCGAGCCCUGUCAGGUGGAUGGGGCCGGACUGAAGAAGAUAACGGUCGAGGUGCUCGCCAAAGCCAUGCAGCAUUCGGAGCAGAAUCCCUUAGCGGGCAUAGAAGGCCGUGCAGGACUCCUGGCAAGACUUGCGGAAGCUUUGAACAACCAAGAAUUCUUCGGCGUCGAUGCCAGGCCUGGAAAUAUGUUAGACUAUCUUCUUUCGCACCCUACCACCCUCGCAUCGUCUGUGCCUAUUGUCUCCGUGCCUACUUUGUGGUCGGUCCUUAUGGACGGCCUGUCUGGGAUUUGGCCUCCUUCGCGAACGCAGAUUGAUGGAGUGUCCCUUGGCGAUGCGUGGAGGUGUUCCGCCUUACCCCAGUCGCCUCCAGCCCAGCCUUGGGAGGGCAUUGCGCCUUUCCAUAAACUGACUCAAUGGUUGUGCUACUCCAUCAUGGUGCCUAUGACGAGAUUGAUGAAAAUUCAAUUUGCCGGUAGCGAGUUGCUUACUGGUCUUCCCGAGUAUCGCAAUGGCGGACUUCUCAUCGAUAUGGGACUCUUGACCCUCAAAGAAAAAGACAUGCAGCGGGGUCUGGAGGCCUACAGAGAGAAUGCCCAGAUUAAAGGCCAGCCCAAUGUGGAAGUUGUUCCGCUUUUCAGAGCCGACGAUGAUGUUAUCGUCGAGUGGAGGGCUGCCACCGUAGGCUUCUUGGAUGACCUCCUCGAGGAGGUGAACCAUCAACUGGGUCUCAGGGGAGAAGACGCCCUGUCUCUUGCACAGUUGCUUGAAGCUGGAACUUGGAAGGGCGGCCGUGAAAUCGCUGAAGUCUCGCGACCCAACACCAAGGAACCGCCGAUAAUGAUAUUGUCCGAUGGUACCGUGUUUUGA